Rhinichthys klamathensis goyatoka is the source of this 441-nucleotide messenger RNA. RefSeq names its product cystatin-B-like. Gene Ontology annotation, cellular component: cytosol. The transcript has 3 exons. The coding region runs from base 87 to 419 and encodes 110 amino acids. The record is from RefSeq and is a predicted model, not a curated record. Lineage: Eukaryota; Metazoa; Chordata; Actinopteri; Cypriniformes; Leuciscidae. Gene Ontology annotation, molecular function: cysteine-type endopeptidase inhibitor activity.
GGCAGUAUAAAUAGAGGAUCAGAAUCAAUCUGAGAGACAGACUGCCUGAUAAUACUGUUUAUUAUCCAGCUUUGAUCACCAGCACAAUGACUGCAGAAAUCGCUGAAGGAUGGAGCACAGAGGCGUUUGCCACUGACGAGGUGGAGAACAUGUGCAUUAAGAUGAAGGCAGACAUAGAGAAGAAGACUGGAGUCCAUUUUGAUGUUUUCAUUCCUAAAACCUUUAGGUCUGAGCCAAAGUGUGGUGGACACUAUCUGGUCAAGGUGAAGGUCGGAAUAGAUGAGUACGUUCAUAUGGUGGUGUGUGUAGUGAAUGAAGACAUUGACAAAUGUCUAACUGUGAAAGGAGUCCAGUACCCUAAAUCCAAGAGUCACCCUCUGGAACCCUUCGGAAAACUUCCAACCGCAUGUGGAAAAUAGUCUGUCUGAUAUAAUAUAAUAA